Messenger RNA from Phascolarctos cinereus (koala), 6645 nucleotides. The record is from RefSeq and is a predicted model, not a curated record. Lineage: Eukaryota; Metazoa; Chordata; Mammalia; Diprotodontia; Phascolarctidae.
GAGGCGACGGCGCAGGCCUGGGCGCGCGCCCCUUCCCCUCCCCCCACCUCCCCCCUUUCCAACCACAAUGAGCUUCUAAGAUGGCGGUUGGCCCGCAGGCGCCGAGAUAAUUCUUGAUUAAUGGGACAGCAUGGCCACCGGAGGAGUUCCUUUUGAAGAAGGCAGGAAUGGUCAAGAUUUGCCAAGCUGGAGUAACGAGAGUGUGGACGACCGGCUAAACAAUAUGGAUUGGGGUGGCCAACAAAAGAAAGCAAACAGAUCAGCAGAGAAAAACAGGAAGAAAUUUGGUGUCGAGAGUGAAAAGAGGGUAAUGAAUGACAUUUCCCCUGAGUCGUCCCCAGGAGUUGGACGGAGAAAGAUGAGGACUCCUCACACCUUUCCUCACAGCAGAUAUGUGACGCAGAUGUCUGUUCCCGAGCAGACAGAACUGGACAAGCUGAAGCAGCGGAUAAAUUUCAGUGACUUAGAUCAGAGGAGCAUCGGAAGCGACUCCCAAGGCAGAGCCACAGCUGCUAACAACAGACGUCAGCUUGCGGAAAACAGGAAGCCGCACAACUUUUUGUCGAUGCAGAUUAAUACAAACAAGAGCAAAGAUGUGGGCACAAGUCCUCAAACAAGGGAGAUGAGUGGGUCGUCCCAGUGUAAAGAGCUAUUUGCAUCUGCUUUGAGUAAAGAUCUUUUACAAAACUGUCAAGUCUCCGAGGAAGAUGGGAGAGGAGAGCCUGCGAUGGACAGCAGCCAGAUUGUGAGCAGGCUGGUUCAGAUUCGGGACUAUAUUGCCAAGGCUAGUUCCAUGCGGGAUGAUCUGGUAGAGAAAAAUGAGAGAUCCGCCAAUGUUGAGCGCCUCACACACCUUAUAGAUCAUCUCAAAGAGCAAGAAAAGUCCUACCUGAAAUUUCUGCAAAAGAUGCUUGCCAGAGAUCCUCAGCAGCAGCCCAGGGAAGAGCUGGAGAGCUUGAAGAAACAACAUGAUUUGUUAAAAAGAAUGUUACAGCAGCAGGAGGAGUUGAGAGCUUUACAAGGAAGGCAGGCAGCUCUCCUGGCUCUGCAGCACAAGGCUGAGCAAGCCAUCUCUGUAAUGGAUGAUUCUGUUGUAACGGAAACCACGGGUAGCAUAUCUGGCAUCAGUAUAACAUCGGAGCUCAAUGAAGAGCUGAAUGACUUGAUCCAGCGUUUUCAUAAUCAGCUGCACGACUCCCAGGCCCCAGCUGUUCCAGAUAAUAGGAGACAAGCAGAAAGCCUUUCAUUAACCAGGGAGGUUUCCCAAAGCAGGAAUUCAUCUGUCUCAGAACAGCUGUCUGAUGAAAAAGUUCAACUUUUUACCAAAAUGCGAGUGUUACAAGAAAAGAAACAGAAAAUGGACAAACUGCUUGGGGAACUUCACACACUGCGUGAUCAGCACCUCAAUAACUCUGCUUUUUUGCCCUCACCUUCCCCUCAGAGGAGUGUGGAUCAAAGGAGCAGCGGUUCAGCAGCCUCUGCCCCAGUGGGCUUGGUCCCAGCUGCCAACGGAGAGCCCUCCAGUCGUGCCCCCUCAUCUGCUUAUCCGCCUGAUGCGCUGGCUUCUCGGAAUGAGAGUGAAACUGAAGAGCACCUGAACCCGACGGAGAAGCUCCAAAAAUUGAAUGAAGUUCGGAAGAGACUGAAUGAAUUGAGGGAAUUAGUUCAUUAUUAUGAACAGACGUCAGAUAUGAUGACCGAUGCUGUGAAUGAGAACACCAGAGAUGAAGACGAGACGGAAGAAUCUGAAUACGACUCGGACCACGAGAACCCUGGGCCCAUCACCAACAUCCGGAACCCCCAGGGCACUGCAGGUUGGGCCGAAGUGAACAGUAACAUGAACGCACAGUGCGUCGUCAACAACAGGGACGGGAGAAGCCUGAACGCCAACUGUGAGAUCAACAACAGAUCCGCCGCAAACUUGCGCCCCCUGAACGUGUCCUCCUCUCUCGAGUGCCGAUAUAACAGAGAGGGAGUACAAGAUCUCGGUGGAGGACAGGGGGAGGAUGAGGAGGAGGAGGAAGAGGCUGAAGAGGACGGAGGCAGCGAAGCGUCAUUAUCCACUCACAGAAGCAGCUUGGGGGACGAUGCCCCCGAGGACCCUGACUUUGAACAGAAGGUCAGCAGGCUGAUGGCUGCUAAGCAGAAGCUGAGACAGUUACAGGAUCUGGUCACUAUGGUGCAGGAGGACAAUGGUGAGCCCGGCGCCAUCUCAGCCAGCACAUCUCACCUGGAGGACUUCUUCCCAGUGGAGGAGCCGGAGGCCAGUCAGCACUCCAAUAACGUGAGAGCCAGCAGCAGUAAGGCGCAGGAGGCCGGGCUCAACGACAAGGCGAGAGAGAAGUUCUAUGAAGCCAAAUUGCAGCAGCAGCAGAAAGAACUCAAACAGCUGCAGGAGGAAAGAAAGAUGCUGAUUGAGAUUCAGGAGAAAAUCCAGGCCCUGCAGAAGGCGUGUCCUGACCUCCAGCUUUCUCCUGCCAAUGUGGGUAACUGCUCCUCUAAGAAGCACGUGCAGGCGCUGACCUCCACACCAGCUGUGAAUGAGCGUGACAACAGCCCUGCCCACAAAGCAGGCUUUGCAGCAGAAGAACCAGCUGGGGCAGUGGGGGCAGAUAACGAGCUGUGGUCAGAAAUGCGAAGACAUGAGAUUUUAAGGGAAGAAUUACGACAGAGAAGAAAGCAGCUGGAAGCCCUCAUGGCUGAGCACCAGCGGAGGCGAGAUUUAACGGAGACGGGGUCCACAGCCGCCGUGUCAGUCAGGAGCGAUGUCUCUGAGAAUCCGUGCACCCCGCGGCAGAGCAGAACGGAGAAAACAAUGGCAACUUGGGGAGGUUCUACCCAGUGUGCCCUGGAUGAAGAAGGCGAAGAAGACGGGUACCUUUCUGACGGAGUCACUCAAGCAGAAGAGGAGGAGGAGGAGGACGCCAGCUCCAAUGAUGGCUUUGCUGUGUAUCCUCCUAAUGGCGUGACUCAUAAUCCCCGUGGGGCCAAGGAGGACAAGGCUAGGUGGAAGGCCAGCCGUCCUCUCUCUGCAGAUGGAAAUUACCGUCCCCUGGCCAAGACGAGGCAGCAGAACAUCAGCAUGCGGCGGCAGGAGAACCUUCGCUGGGUGUCAGAGCUCUCGUACGUCGAGGAGAAAGAGCAGUGGCAGGAGCAGAUCGGCCAGCUCAGGAAGCAGCUGGACUUCAGCGUCAGCAUCUGCCAGACUCUGAUGCAGGACCAGCAGACCCUCUCGUGUCUGCUGCAGACUCUGCUCACGGGACCCUACAGCGUCAUGCCCAGUAAUGUGGCAUCCCCCCAGGUCCAUCUGAUCAUGCACCAGUUAAACCAAUGCUAUACUCAGUUAACAUGGCAGCAGAGUAACGUUCAGAGGUUGAGACAGAUGCUGAGUGAACUGAUGCGCCAGCGUGAGCACCAGCCUGAGAAGGCAGGCAGGAAGGAGCGAGGCAGCAGCGCGCCACCGCCCCCCUCACCGGCUUUGUUCUGUCCCUUCAGCUUCCCUGCCCAGCCCAUGAGUCUCUUUAACCUCCCGGGAUUUUCCCAUUUCUCUUCAUUUGCACCAGGUAUGAAUUUCAACCCUUUGUUUUCAUCUAACUUUGGAGAUUUGGCACAAAACAUCCCUCCACCCGGUGAGCAGCAGCCACAACCAACAGAUCAGAAUAUGCCAGGGAAAACUGAGUAUGUGGCAUUUCCAAAACCCUUCGAGAGCAGUUCCUCCACUGGAGCCGAGAACCAAAGAAACCAAAAGCAGCCUGAAGAGGAGGUGGAAAGCAGUCAACCGGCCUGGCUGUUUGAGCAAGAAGGGGGUCUCGAGAAGCCAUUCGUCAAGACUGGAUUUGCAGCGUCUGGGCAGAAAACUGCCCACGGCGAUCGCCCAGGUCAGCUCGAGGCCAGCCAGAGAAGGCGGCAGUUCGACGAAGAGUCCUUGGAGAGCUUCAGCAGCAUGCCCGACCCCAUAGACCCAACCACAGUCACAAAAACGUUCAGAACUCGGAAGGCAUCUGCACAGGCCAGCCUGGCCUCCAGAGACAAGACCCCCAAGUCAAAGAUGAAGAAGAAGGCUUCUGCGCAGCUGAAAGCUAGAGUGAAAAGCACCAGGUAUGAAAGUGCCAGUAUGUCUAGUACGUGUGAGCCUUGCAAGAGCAGGAACAGGCAUGCAGCCCAGACCGAGGAGCCUGUUCCAGCAAAAGUAUUCAGCAGAAAGAAUCAUGAGCAGCUGGAAAAAAUUAUAAAGUAUAGUCGAUCAACAGAGAUGUCCUCAGAAACUGGAAGUGAUUUUUCUAUGUUUGAAGCUUUGAGAGAUACUAUUUAUUCUGAAGUAGCAACGUUGAUUUCUCAAAACGAAUCCCGUCCUCAUUUUCUCAUUGAGCUUUUCCAUGAACUCCAGCUACUUAACACAGACUAUUUGAGACAGAGGGCACUGUAUGCACUGCAGGACAUAGUCAACAGGCAUAUUUCUGAGACUAAUGAAAAAGGAGGUGAAAAUGCCAAAUCAGUGAAUUCUACUACUUGGAUAGCCUCGAACUCAGAACUUACUCCCAGUGAAAGCCUUGCCACUACCGAUGACGAAACUUUUGAGAAGAAUUUUGAAAGAGAAACCCAUAAAGUCAGUGAGCUGAAUGAAGCCGAUAAUGCCAGUACCUUGUCUACAUCUUCCAACUUUGAGCCCUUUGCCACCGAUGAUCUUGGCAACACCGUCAUCCACUUGGACCAAGCAUUGGCUAGGAUGAGAGAGUAUGAGCGAAUGAAAAUUGAGGCUGAAAGUGACCUGAGCGCGGAGAGUGCUGGGGCCACCGCCUCUGCUGUCCCCGCCGCCGCUGCCUCCGUCACCACCGCUUCCACCUUAGAAGAAUCUACAAAGCUGGAGAAUCGGGGCACGCCACAAGGUCUUGGAGAGGUGGCUGCCGUCCCUUGUCCUCGGAUCGACACUCAGCAGCUGGACCGGCAGAUCAAAGCCAUUAUGAAGGAGGUCAUUCCAUUUCUAAAGGAGCACAUGGACGAGGUGUGCUCUUCGCAGCUGCUGACCUCCGUGAGACGGAUGGUUCUGACCCUGACCCAGCAAAAUGACGAGAGCAAAGAAUUUGUGAAUUUCUUUCACAAGCAGCUGGGAAGCAUACUGCAGGAUUCACUGGCAAAAUUUGCUGGUCGAAAACUGAAGGACUGCGGCGAGGACCUGCUGGUGGAGAUAUCUGAAGUGUUGUUUAAUGAGCUGGCUUUCUUCAAGCUCAUGCAGGAUCUGGACAGUAACAGCGUCUCUGCCAAGCAGCGAUGCAAGAGGAAAAUGGAAACCACCGGCGUGGUGCCAUCGUACGCAAAAGAGGCCAAACGAGUUCUUGAGGGAGACCUCGGCUUGCCUGCUGGACAAGUGGAUGAUGAAGACAAAGACAGGGACGAGACGGAGACAGUGAAACAGCCUCCGCCGCUGCUACCACUGCCUGAGGUGUACGAUGGCGGUGAGGCCUCUAAGAACACGAGGUCUGACGUGUCUGAUCAGGAGGACGAUGAAGAGAGUGAAGGAUGCCCCGUGUCCAUUAAUUUAUCCAAAGCGGAAACACAGGCUUUGACCAACUAUGGGAGCGGAGAAGACGAGAAUGAGGACGAGGAGAUUGAGGAGUUUGAAGAAGGGCCUGUGGAUGUCCAGACGUCCCUGCAGGCCAACAACGAAGCGACCGAGGAGAAUGAACAGGACCAGGUUCUACAGAGUGAAUUUGAGAAGCCCGUGGACAGAGAAGGGCUCCCACGUGAGCAGGAACCUCCUAAUGGCCAAAGCAGCCAGAGAGGGGCCCGCGACGACUCUCCCGCCAUGCCGUGCUACCUUAACAUCUUGGACAAAGAGCAGUCCCUCGGCCCACCCCCUGUGGAGUCCCCCCUGCCCGGCAGCGGGCCCCAACAAGAGCCGAAGCCGUCUUUACCCAUCGCCGAGGCUGAGGCCUCUGUGCCCAGAAGCACCCAGGCAAAAUCUGCUUCUGACACUCCUGAGAGCUCGGUGGCCGGAAGUCCUGACACUGAAUCGCCGGUGCUAGUCAAUGAAUAUGAAGCAGGAUCUGGUCAUUUAAGUCAGAAGUCUGAUGAGGAGGACUUUGUCAGAGUGGAGGACUUGCCCCUGAAGCUGACCGUUUAUUCUGAGGCAGAUCUGAUGAAGAAAAUGGCAGCAGAGGAGCAGAGUAACCAUUUAUCUGAGGAAAUACUAGCCGUGACUCACAGUGAGGAAUUGGCCGGGGACCCUCAGACCCUGAAGGAGCCUGGUGAGGGGGCCAGUCCUCCGUGCGAUCUCUGACCAGCCUUGGGCUUCGCUGCUUCCCGGGAAUGCCUCCGCGGGAGCCACCGCCCCUCCUCACUGGACUGCCCACAGCGCGUGAGAGACGCGCGGGUGCCUGCCUCCCCCUCCCUCCACCAGUGCAUACCUUCCCAGGGCACACUAACUACACAUGUUUCCAUCUGUAUAAAAAUGUACAUCAGUGUGUGACCUGCUGCCUUAGAACUGGGACGCUCCCCUCCUCCGCUCAGGCAGGUCGCACGCACGGUGCAGCGGCGGGAUCCUCCCAAGAUUCGAGGCUUGCUUCUCUUUUUUAUUUUUUCAUUGUGAUUUGUUUAGUAACUUUAAACUUAAAAUGUAGUUUUAAAUAAAGUUUGGACUUGUCUGUA